AUGGAUGUCAGGCCGAAUACGUCUGUUACUGUGAACGGGACAGAAGAGGAGGGUUCUAGGGGAUACGGUACCGGAGAGACUAUCGCAAUUUCGGUCACCAUCAUCACCAUCAUACUCAUGACGGUUCUGGGAAACUUACUGGUCUGCACGGCAGUUUUCAUGGAGAGGUCGGUCAGGAGGGUCCAGAACUGGUUCAUCGCUUCCCUGGCCAUCAGCGACCUGGCCGUAGGACUGGUCAUCAUGCCUCCGGCCCUGGUGAAGGAACUCAUGGGGUACUGGUACUUCGGACGGGUGAUGUGCGAGGUGUUCCUGGCCCUGGAUGUCUUCGCCUGCACCGCCUCUAUCCUGAACCUGUGCAUGAUCAGCGUGGACCGGUACUGGUCCGUCACACAGGCCGUGCAGUACUUCAAGAACACCAACUCCAAACGUGCCGGCUGUAUGAUCGCCGCCGCCUGGGUCCUGUCCGCUGUCAUCUCCCUCCCGCCGCUGGUCGGCUGGCAAACCAAGAGCCCGAACGGAAACGAAGAGUAUCCACAGUGUGACUACAGCGACAGUCCAGGGUAUGUGUUAUACUCAACUAUAGGCUCCUUCUACAUUCCUCUCGCUGUCGUAGUGUUCAUGAACAUUCGCAUCUUUAGUAUAGCGUUAAAGAGAGUGAAGAAGCAUCCUUCGUCAAGACCAGUAGCUACCAAGCACAAACCUGAAGCCGCAAGCGUUAACAUAGCUCCUAUUGCCCUGAAGUCCAUAUUAAAGAAAUCAAAUACAAAGGAAGCUCCGAAAAUGACAGAAAGUCCGAUAGGUGUGGAUUUAAACAAACCCUGCAUUAAAGUAACGAGUGCCCGAGAGGAGCAACAGAGUCCGUCGAGAGAACAGUGUACAAACGGGGAGGUUGUUUGCGAGAACGGCCUGGUGGUUCCUGACGGGGGCUCGGCAGCACGGCGCGGGAGGAGAGUCAAGGUCGGUCCGGUCUUCGUGGAGGAGAUAACGUGCCACGAGGCCGGGUCUUGCCCGCCUCGCGUGGAAUCGGACAUGGCGACCGGCGGUCUGCCGUCCCAGUUUGACGCGACGUCCGUGGGGCUGGACAUCGCUGACGGGGCGGAGGACUGCACCUCGCGGCCCGACCGGAUCCGGAGGAAGCUUCGGCAGUCCCGCGAGAGGAGGCUGACUGUGGUGAUAGGUAUCGUCAUGGGGGUGUUCAUCCUUUGCUGGGUACCCUUUUUCGUUUCUUACGUUGUUGUGACGGUUUGUAGCACUUGUUCCUUGAACAAUGCCCUAUUUACAGUGUUUGUAUGGCUGGGGUACUGUAACAGUGCUCUGAACCCGGUCAUCUAUACUGUGUUUAACAGGGACUUUCGAAAAGCUUUUCGCAAAGUUAUCUUUGGUCGCUUGUUCCGUCAAUCAAAAUGCGAGCAAAGCUCGUAUGUCUAA
Molecule: messenger RNA, 1428 nt
Organism: Branchiostoma belcheri (Belcher's lancelet)
Lineage: Eukaryota; Metazoa; Chordata; Leptocardii; Amphioxiformes; Branchiostomatidae
Product: probable G-protein coupled receptor No18
Exons: 1
Coding region: 1-1428 (475 amino acids)
Biological process (GO): adenylate cyclase-activating adrenergic receptor signaling pathway
Cellular component (GO): membrane
Molecular function (GO): G protein-coupled receptor activity
Source: RefSeq, a predicted model, not a curated record